This is a messenger RNA of Maniola jurtina (meadow brown), 1110 nucleotides long. It is a transcript of the gene alphaSnap, whose product is annotated as alpha-soluble NSF attachment protein. The record is from RefSeq and is a predicted model, not a curated record. Gene Ontology annotation, molecular function: soluble NSF attachment protein activity; syntaxin binding. Gene Ontology annotation, biological process: SNARE complex disassembly; intracellular protein transport. The transcript is spliced from 6 exons. Gene Ontology annotation, cellular component: vacuolar membrane; SNARE complex. NCBI's taxonomy places the organism in Eukaryota, Metazoa, Arthropoda, Insecta, Lepidoptera, Nymphalidae. Bases 137 to 1015 code for a protein of 292 amino acids.
CCCGAAACAAAUCGAUGACAGCGAGCAACGGGAAUUUUCACUCGCUAGGAGUGACGACAUUUUGUCAAUAAAUUGUGAAUUUCUUCAAAGUUAUAGUUAAAAUUCGUAGUUAAAUAGUGUUAAAAAAGCCACAAAGAUGGCAGACAAUGAACAAAAAGCGAUGCAGUUGAUAGCGGAGGCGGAAAAAAAGUUAAAUUCGUCGAAAUCGUUCCUCGGUUCACUGUUCGGAGGAUCAUCAAAAGUGGAAGAGGCUGUGGACUGCUACCUCCGAGCAGCAAACCUAUUCAAGAUGGCGAAGAAAUGGGCGCAAGCCGGCCAGGCCUUCUGCACCGCAGCACAACUGCAUCUCAAGGCUGGUGUCCGUCAUGAUGCGGCUACCAACUUUGUUGACGCAUCUAACUGCUAUAAGAAGUGUGAUCCUAAUGAGGCUGUCUCGUGCCUUCUAAAAGCUAUUGAGAUCUACACCGAUAUGGGAAGAUUUACUGUAGCCGCUAAACAACAUCAGAAUAUAGCAGAACUUUACGAAACGGAGUGCGUGGACUUGGCGCGGGCGAUGCAACACUACGAGCAAGCGGCCGAUUACUUCCGCGGAGAAGAAUCCACUUCUUCGGCUAACAAGUGCAUGCUGAAGUUAGCGCAGUACGCCGCGCAGCUCGAGCACUACGACAAGGCCAUACAGAUCUAUGAGCAGAUCGCGAAGUCGUCUCUAGAGAAUAGUCUUCUCAAGUACAGCGCAAAGGAAUACAUGUUCCGCGCCGCGCUCUGCCACCUCUGCGUGGACAUCCUCAACGCCCAGCACGCGCUGGAGAAGUACUACGGCCUGUACCCCGCUUUCGCUGACACCCGGGAGUGCAAACUUAUCAAGGAGCUGAUCGAGCAUCUGGAAGACCAGAACAUAGACGCCUACACCGAAGCGGUGAAGACAUACGACAGCAUAUCGCGCCUCGACCAGUGGUACACCACCAUGCUCGUGCGCAUCAAGAAGCAGAUCAACGACAACCCCGACCUGCGCUGAAUGCGCCCGCGCCCGCCACCCGUCUCUACAACCCAGUUUGUUGUCUGUGGUUAGGGAAAAAUUAAAAAAAAAGAAAAUUCAGCUGUGAAAUUAAA